Messenger RNA from Perkinsus marinus ATCC 50983, 201 nucleotides. RefSeq lists its product as hypothetical. The annotation marks the transcript as partial. NCBI's taxonomy places the organism in Eukaryota, Perkinsozoa, Perkinsida, Perkinsidae. Gene Ontology annotation, molecular function: serine-type carboxypeptidase activity. The transcript is spliced from 2 exons. The record is from RefSeq and is a predicted model, not a curated record. Gene Ontology annotation, biological process: proteolysis.
GCGGAACUUCACCGUUGCCUUCCUCAAGAAGUUCCCACAGUACAAUCAUCGAGUUCACCUGUUCGGAUCCUCCGAAGCGGGUCCGGUGAUCCCAGAAGUCGCCAAACUCAUUUACGAAUAUAAUGCAGGGAAGAGUAGGCGUAAGCAGAUAGAUUUCAAAGGAGUAGCGCUCGUCAAUGCUCUACUAUCUAUGAGACUUCA